Gossypium raimondii (Peruvian cotton) is the source of this 2161-nucleotide messenger RNA. RefSeq lists its product as uncharacterized. Lineage: Eukaryota; Viridiplantae; Streptophyta; Magnoliopsida; Malvales; Malvaceae. Gene Ontology annotation, cellular component: cytoplasm. Gene Ontology annotation, molecular function: exopolyphosphatase activity. The transcript has 13 exons. The record is from RefSeq and is a predicted model, not a curated record. The coding region runs from base 268 to 1965 and encodes 565 amino acids.
CGUAACGGCAAACAACCAAACGUAGAAGCGCUGAUUUUGAAUUGUUUGGCGCGUGCAGUGCAGAGGAGUGAAUAGGAACCGCCAUCGAUGGUUUUUAGACAAGGUUUGAGCUUGUGUUGGUCUUAAUCGGCAUGGCGGAGUCCACAAUGAAUCUCAAAAUGUCGUCUUCUCCUCCUCUCUUUGUCUCCUCGAAUCUGCCGCCCUUUCACUCGUUGCUCAUAACCCAUCACUCCUUUCACUUUUCCACGCCCCUUCUUCUUCUCCACCAUGACCUCCUCCCAACCACUUUCUCAGGGACCAUAUAUUCGUACCCGAGAGAAUCCUUACUUUGAUGGUCUAUUAGUAAAAGAUGGUUCUUUAACAGAAGAAUCUUCUAACUCUGACUUUGGAGACAUUUAUGAUCUCCAGAAGGUUUCCAGGUCUAGAUCAGAUAUUGGUGACUCAGGGCGCAAAAACCUUGAUUUGGAUAUAUCUGAAAAGCCUAUGGAACCAGCUUUUGGUGAUUCAAUCUCAGAUGCUAUUCUUCAACCAUUUAUCCGAGCAUCAAAUGAUAGUUGGUCAAAUGCUGUGAGGCCACCUGCAUCUGUCCUAUCAGACAUUCAGUCAGAGUCAAACUUUCAUUUGGAUAAUCCAAGUGAUUCAAUGAAAGACUCACUUGAUCAUUAUGUAUCUUCUCUGUUGGGAACUGAAAAAUCAUAUAAGGUUAUGAAAAAAAGAACCAGCUUGCCAAAAAUUCCACUUCCUCAGUCUGCAGCUUCAUUUUAUAAUGGAUAUUCACCACGAAUGGAAAUUGUAGAAUCCUGUGAAAGCAUUAACAGACUUAACUUUUUUCUCAAAUCGAGAAGGGAAGAGGUUGAUGCUGGUGUUCCAGGAAGGUUCCUUCAUGCUGUUAUUGGGCAAGACGUCCCUGAUGUUGGCUCUGUUGCUUCAGCAAUCAUGUAUGCCUUCUACUUGAAUGAAACACUUGAAAAUGAUCAGUUCUUUACUGUUCCUGUCAUCAACAUAAAGAGGACAGAGCUGAACUCACAUGCUGAAUUAAAAUGGUUGCUGGAUUCUUGUCAAAUUGAUCAGUCAUCCUUAAUCUUUAUUGAUGAGAUUGAUCUAUCAUAUUAUGACUUGUUCGGGAGUCUUAAGUUAGUUCUAUUAAAUGGUUCCAAGCUUCCGAGUAAACAAGAGGCACUAAAAGAAUCAGUCAUUGAAAUCUUUAACGGCAAAGAGGGCGAAGUUGCAUACCCUUGGGUUGAGAAAGUCACCGUGGGACAGGAGUGCUCAUCUUGUACACUUAUUGCUGAAAACUUUGCAAUGACGUCGCCUCAGAUUUUGGCAGGACAAGGAUUCAGCCGACUUUUGUUAGCUGGUAUUCUGUUAGACACUGGAAAUCUGUCAAGUCCUGAUUCUACGACCAAGGAUAAAUACAUGGCUACGUUGUUGCUCAAUGGAGCUGGUCGUUUUGGAUGCAAUGGCCUGUACCAGAUAUUGCGAUAUAAACUAUAUGAUGUGUCUGAGCUGAGAGUAGCUGAUAUUUUGGGAAAAGAUUUCAAGAAGUGGACAAGAGUAGGCAAGGCAGACAACUCUUGUUCAAGGUUAACGGUUGCACAUGUUGGUAUGAGUUCUAUUGGCAUUCCAGUGGAGCAGCUUCUUUCACAUGGCGAGGCCUCUACUAGGGAAAUAAAACAUUUUCUUCAAACGGAGAAACUUCGUCUGCUCAUGAUUGUUUCAGGAUAUUAUGAUCAACAGAAGAAUUUCAAGAGAGAGAUCCUAGUCUCAACUGAAUCUGUGGAGGUGAUGAAGAAUCUACUCUUCUUCUUCAAUUCCAAUGCUUCUCAACUGCCUUUCAAAGCUGUUCAUCAACCAGGGAUAGGGGAGGAGAUGAAGGCGUUCGAGAUUGAUAAGGUUACAUCAAGAAAGACAAUCGAGCGGCUUUUGGAACAGUUUGGCGGCCCCUUCAACCAACACCGACCUUAGUAAUUAUCAUCAUUUAUGUGCCUAAACAACAUCAUCAACAUGAAAGUAAAUGAAGAUUUUGAUGUAUGAUAGCUGCAAACAUAAUCAUAAUCAUGUUCAAGAGUGCACGCCUACAUUUAGAUUUGGAUUUUGGUUUCAUAUGUAAUUCUAUGUUCAAAUAUAUAUGUUUCAAUAUAUAUUUAAACAGUGCACAUUU